AGUUCUAUUCCAGAGGUUGGAGAUGUAACCAGCUUCUUGGCAGAUGUAGAGAGACUCACAUUACCUCAUGAUUCCAGUGGAGGGUACUUGAUUUGCAGGAAAGUAGGAAGCAGUGAGAAGUCUCAGGCUACUGGGAUGCUUCAGCCAGUGAUUUAUGAGUUCAUUUGCCACAAUGAGACUCUGAUAAACCAGCUUGCUGACAACAUCAACCGGGCCAUAUCAACUACACAGUCAGUAACACAGUCAGCUGCUGCAGUCAACAGUGAAUCAAGUGAUGUCCUCAUGGAUGAGCUUCAGGUGGCCAUUAAUGAGGCCAGUCAGAUUGCAGAUCCCAUCUGUGAUUCUGUGCUUCAAGAAUUGUUUGGAAAGGACUUCAUUCCUGGUGCCAAGAAGCAAUCUCAAUCUAGAAGUCAGCAAAGCAAUGAAGAGUCAAGGCAUCAAGCAAGGAAGACUCCAGCAAAGAAGCGGAAGCCAACAACUCCUGAAAAAUUAGGAGAAACUCUUCAACAAACUCAAGUCCCAGUUUGUCAACAAAGCAGUGCUGGUACAAUACUUAAUGUGGAAAAUUCUUGUGCUCCAUUGAUCUACAAUGUCAUGUCAAUGCCUGCAUCAGUUGCCAUGUCCUCCAUGACAGUGUCUGGCACAACUGUGUUACCUGAGAGUGAGUGGAGACAAACGACAAGCAGUGCUCCUGAAUCUGCACCUGUUUUAAUCUCCUCUGAAGGGCAUCAUGCAUCUUCAGUCAAGAACCAACUCUCUGCAAUCUCUGACCGAACUCCUCACAUGUGCUCUUCAGGAAAGCAGAUGACGAAGAGUAGCAGUGAGGAUAAGACUACUUCUGUUCAAUCCUGGUACUCUCAUGCCUCCAAAACACAUAAGUACUCCCUCCGAAGACGCUACAAUGUGCCAAAGAUACCAACAAAGACGGAUGUGGCAAAGUACUUCCCUGAUGUAGGUGCUGUUCUCAUCAACACCUAUACCCGACCACCUGAUGCAUCUGAGGAUGAUCCAGGAACUUUGGAAAUUGAUGUUUCUCAAGGAGGAAUUCCUGUGGUGGUGGUUGAAACAUUGCAUGAAUCUUGUGCUUCUCAUUCAAAGACUAUGACUGGAACAACUGCUGUAGCUCAUGUGCCCCCAUCUGACUUGAAAAAAAAAUUGGAAACCUUUGAACAUCAAGCAGAAAGCUUGUCAGCUGUAGUGCAAGUCAGGAAAGCACAAGAAAAACCAAUGCACAUAGUAUGUGGAUCACAAAAGCAAGGCAAAAUAGCAAAAUUGACUGAUGUCCAAGAAACUCCCCUGAAGCGAGCUGAGACUCUGUGUCCUGGCACACUUAGUGUGACUGUCAACAUGGAUGGAAGCAUAUCCUUCCAAAAUUGCAGUUCAGCAGAGAAGAAACAGCUCAUUCAGAAUGUCUUAUCAGAUGGACAUGAAGGACCAGUUGUACUCCAUCAAUUCAGCUCGCCAGAAACAGCUCAGCUUCUCAAAAAUACGGAAGAGGUGACCAAGGAGACAAUAGAUACUGGCACACCUGUCUCAUUGAUUGAAUCAGACAAUCAUCAUGUCAUGGCUGCAUCAAAUGUCCAGUCACUGGAGCAACAGACCAGUGGAAAGUCUGAGAAGUUCAGCUCCAAACAAGAAUUUACACAAAAGUUAAGUAAGGGCCUCCAGGCCCUUCUGAAUUGUGUGAACUCUGGCCUGGCUACAGAGACUGUGGCAGUUGGCAUAUCUCCCCCCAAACAAGCUGCUUUAGAUGAAACAGUUCAAAAACAUAUCCAAGCUGCCCCAGCUCCUUGGCAUGUUCAAACAGAAUGCAAAACUGUCUCCCGUAUUCCCAUAGUAAAGACUCCCACACCCAGACGUCAGCUAUUGAUGAACCGCAGGACACGAAGCACCCCACGGAGAAGAAAAUAUGUUCGUGCUCUUUCAUUCAAAAAGCCCAGCCCUCAAAUGGAAAUCAGCCCUCUGAAAAAUGUAGAGCAGGAACUGGAGCUGUCAUUGUUUGGGAGUGAACUCUCAGAUACUUCACCAGAUAUCACACCCCUGAAGGCAAUGGAUAACAUUGAUGCAAGGAAAAAUAAUAUUGAGUUCACUCCACUUAAAAAAUUGCUUUCAAAAGGGUCAAGGAUUUCUUUACCUGGCCAGCACACUUCUGCAGCACUUGUGGCUGUUCAUAAUGAACCCUCUGUUUCCAUGUAUCCAGCCAAUCAAUCUUCAGAAAAAUUGCCACAAUCAUCAACUGAAAUUGAAGGACAAGAAGCUGGUAACUCUGCUGAAGUGAACAAUGGUAAUAGAAGUCGUGGUGAGGAUGUUAGCUCUGCCACACCAAAGAAGUGGAAGAUAUGCAUUGCUCUGCAUCCCAAGGAAACUCCAAGCAAGUGUAAGAAAUGUGGAGAGAAGGAAGUGUUUGUGAGUGAUGACUCCACUUCAAACAGUACUCAACCCCCUCCAACACCUCGAGUGAUUCAACCAGAGACUCCAAUAUUUGAUCGAAAUUUAGAGACUGCGAAUCAAACUCCUCAGCAUUAUUUGAUUGACACUCCACAGAGCCCCUUAACACCAGACUUCCAGGAAGUUUUGUCUCCAGUUAAAUCAGUUGAAUCUUGUGCCCGGUGUGUUUCAUAUGUGGAUUCUGGUGCAUAUCAUUCAAAGGAAAGGACCCUUCGUGUGACUGCAUUUCGUCGUGAUACUGAGCCAGUUCGUGUUUAUUCAAAGAGAAGACAAGAAGGAUAUGCAAGUGAUGUGUCUUCCAGUGAGCUAUCUGUGUCAAUGAGUGACUCCCAACUCAAUGAGCAUCCCACCAGUCAAAGGCCUUGUGAUGUUAUAUCUGAGUUGUGCGUAUCCCUUAAGGAUGCCGUGAAACAGGCACUAUACUUUAAAGGAGGACUCUUGAAGCAAUGUUCUCAGAAAAGCCAAGAGGUUUUUGAGCCAACCCAAUCACAACAGCCCAAUCAAAAGAGAGAAAAGCAGCCUAAAAAGGAGAAAAGAGCUACUCCCAAAACAAGAUGCAAGAAGUUGGAACUGCCUCUGAGAAAACAACCAUCAAGAAUAUCCAAGAAGAAAAUCCAACCCACCAAGUGCAAGACACCAAUGAAGACUAAGGAGGAAUUAUCUGUAGAUUGUGAUGCUGGUCUGUCAGUAAUCCAUCUGGAAAUGGGCAGAGACUUCAAAGACUGUUCUAACAUCCAAGACCAAGUGAAAAGUCCUCUGAAAAAGAAAGGCAAGAGAGAGAUCAAAAUUCAGCAAGCCAAGAAGGAAUCACCAUCUUCUUUUGCAGGUGUUAACUAUGAUGAAGGUGAUGACUUGGAUAGUGUUUGUGCCUCAUUUUUGGUGUCCCCUCAGGCAAGAAUUAUCCUAAAUCCAUUGAAAGGUUCACCAAGAGAGGACAUUAUCAUGGAAAUGGAUGAGAAACUCCAGCGUGUCAAAGAGAGACUUCAGAGGGAUUUGCCAACAACUUCCACUCCAAAAAACAAACUUGGAAAGAAGAAACCUAUCAAAUGUAAUGAGAAAUCAAAACUGGCAGCAAGGCGAGAGUUAAUGGUUAUACAAACUGAGCAUGAAGCUACUGUGUUUAGAGGGAAGCCAGGAAAAUCAAGUUCCCAAGUGCAAAAGGGCAUUGAGAGUAGGGAAAAGACAUCAAACAUGAGAGAAAUUGAAAACACAACACAAGACGAGCCUUCUCAAGCUCAAUUUGAUAGAGAAAUAGAGAAAGAAGCAAAGGCCAAAAUUGCACUAAUGAAAUCAAGCAGACAAGAUCUGUUCAAGAUUCAGAAGGUUUGGGGAGGAGAGGCAGCAAACUCAACAGCAAUGCUAAGAAAGCCUACGGAGCAACAAUUUUAUCAGGUUGCUAAUGGUACUGGGAAAGGGAUCUCUCCAGGUCAAGUUCAAAAUGUGAAUGAACAUGAUGAAGAGGAAACAGAAGAGGUUAUGGUGACAUUAAGUGUUACACCCUAUUUUGAACAGCUAUCUCUUAACAUUGCACCAAUGGAAAUGCAAGAUAAGAUGCAGUUACCAGCAGAUGACUUUCCCUUGGCCAAGUCCCCAAUGAAACUCAUUUCUGAUCAACAGCCAAUUACAGAGACAUUGAACCCUGAAGCAGAGCUUAGUGAAGGUGUUGUAAGGGACUCAGAUGAUGAACCAGUCUCAAGCACUUUUGACCUCCAUGCGUACAAAAUCCCCAAGAAGAAACAAGUGACAAUCUCCACCUUCCCCCCAGAAUAUUUGCAAAGAAGAAAGCUGAAACAGGAAAGGAGGGGGAGGAGGAGGAGACACAAUGAAGAUAGGAGAUGGCAAAGGAAGGAAGAGGAAGAUAGGUUACAAGGAGAUGAGAAACGACAUUUGGAAGAGAACAAGCAAAAAAGUGGGGGGAAGCGAUGUUGGGAAGAGAAAGAGUUGCAACAAAGGGAGGAGAAGCAGCAUCAGCGAGAAGAAGAUCGAAAAAGAAGAGAGGAGAAACAAUACUGGCAAGAGGGAAAACAACAACAAAAAGAGAAAGACCGAAGCCCACAGAGAAGAAGGGAAAGGAAGAUUAAGCAGAAUGAAGACGGGCAUAUUGCAAAGUCUUCACUUUCAAAUUUAGACCCAACAUCAGAUGGAAGUAGUUCAUCAUCAGAUUCAGAGAGCACGACAUCAUGUGAUACAUGUUUCUCAACCUCCUCAGAUGAAGGAGAUCUUCUCAAUGGUAUCCCUGAUUCUGAAGUGAAAGUGGUUUCCAGAGUUUCUCAAGAGGCAGGAGCUCUUAUUCCUGGCAUGUGUAAAGCCCCUGAAGCUCCAGACUUUUUUCUAAGAACUACUUCUAAGGUGUCUCAGGAAGAUACAUGUUUUACUCCAGUCAAUAUUACCUCUGAUUCUCAAUUGGAAACUCCUUUCAAAGUGUCUGAUGUGGAAGCAUCAGCAGCUGCCUCCUUGCUUCAGUUGGGACAUACCCCCUAUGUUUCUCCCAUUGGGAUUUUGUCUUCUCCAAGAGGUGAAAUCAUUAGCAGCCCCUCACAAAAUGAUCUCUUGGACUACACAAUCCUCCUCUCAAAAAAAAAGGUCAGUCCAAAGAAGCUGUUAGUACAGGAGGCAAAAACACGGCUCAAGACACCACCACAAGAAUCAGCUGUGUUCAAAGUUCCCAGUCAACGAGCUCCUAAGCCAAAGAACAAUCAGGAUUUGAGGGAGGCAUCUUCACAUUCAGUUUCAAGUCUAUUUGCUCAAGAGCCAGAAAAAAUAAACAGCCAGUAUUAUGUGCAGCGGAUGGGCUUAGUAAAAAACCUGGGUGUUCAUGAGGGUUGCGUGAACAGCAUCACCUGGGAUGAUGCUGGUUGCCUCCUCCUCUCCGGAUCUGAUGAUCGCCACAUCAUCAUCACCGAUCCCUUUUCUAAUAAGGGGCAUCUCCUGCUCUGCUCCUGGAGAAUCUCCAUAAAAGCAAAUUUGCUCCUGUCAACUGAAUUGAUUGAAAGAGGCCUGAUUUUCUUACCUCCAAAGGUGGAAGGAACCAAGCAAAAUAUGCAGAAGUUUCAGGUCUGGGAGACGAUGUUGAAGCAUCAAACUGGUCAUCGCUCUAAUAUCUUCAGUGCCAAGUUCCUCCCCAAGUCUGGGAAUCAGAGGAUCGUGUCCUGUUCUGGUGGGGGACAGAUCCUCUACACCGACUUAGAGAGAUUGGAGGAGACACGGGCAAACUGGUUCUUGUGUCAUGAAGGGACUACAUAUGAAAUCCUUACCCUGCCAUUUGAUCCCCAUUGCUUCCUGUCUUGUGGUGAGGAUGGAACAGUACGACACUUUGAUCUUCGCAUCAAGAACUCUUGUUCCCUUCCCAACUGCAAUGAGGUAUCAGUUCCUACCUUUUAUAUCCUGGACAUCUUGAUCAAAAUGAAAAAUGGUGUGACAGCCCUGUCUGUGAACCCCAUGCUUCCUUACCAACUAGGGGUUGGGAGCGCUGAUGGCCUGGUCCGUAUUUACGACCGUCGUUCUCUCAUCACUGGCCCAAAGCUAUUCACACCAGUUGAGCGAGGUCAAUUGGGUGUGUUCUAUACGGGGAGCAGCUUGGAGGAUUCAAACCGGGUCACAUGUCUCGCCUUCAGUCCCAAUGGAUGUGAUGUCCUGGUUUCCUAUUCCUCUGACUAUCUUUACCUCUUCAACAUAAAUGAGUUGACAGAAUUGAUGCAUGAUCAGGGGAAGGAGAAGCUGUCUCCUGGUGGGAGAGGUGGAAGUGGAAAAGGACCUGGUGGACGAUCAAUGCCCCCAAUGAAGAAGCUGAGACUUCGAGGGGACUGGUCAGAUACUGGGCCCCAAUCUCGACCUCAGGCUGACCACCAUGGCGAGCCUUCUGGUCAGGCAAGGCCAGUACUGCAGUCAGCACUAAUGCAGCGGAUCACAGAUGUUCUUUCUCACAUGAUGACAACACGUGGACGGCGGAGGCGGACCUCAUCUUCCAACGACAGUGGAGAAGUGGAUGAUGAUGCAGCAACCCAUCAUCAAAUGGCUGAUGAGCCUGACAGUGAUGCUAGUCACCCACAAGCACUCCCUCCUUCCUACCUCAAGGAGGAAGGAGGGGCAUCUUCAAGCACCUGUGAUAGUAAUGAAGCUUCUGAACUCAAUCUACCACAAUCAGAAACAACAGAGAAUCCAUGGAGCCAACUGAAGUUCAAGAGGAAGUUCCAGGGACACCGUAAUUCCAGGACGAUGAUCAAGGAAGCUUGUUUCUGGGGUGAGAAUUACAUCAUGAGUGGGUCUGAUUGUGGACAUGUUUUCAUCUGGGACCGGCAGUCUGGUGAUGUUGUCAUGCUUCUUCAAGCUGACAGUCAUGUGGUGAACUGUGUGCAGCCACACCCGCACCUGCCAAUGUUGGCCACAUCAGGGAUUGAUUAUGACAUCAAGAUCUGGGCUCCCUUCAGGGACCACUCUGGGUUUGAUUCCAUUGAUGCCCAGCAGCUGAUGGAGCGAAAUGAGGUGAUGCUGGAGGAGACGAAACACAGUGUGACUGUUCCUGCCUCAUUCCUCUUUCGCAUGCUUGCAUCCCUGGAUUCUCUUCGUCAAGGGAAAUUUGGACAGAAGAUGACCACAUGUGCUGCAGGUCCCAAAGACCCAUGUCGUGCAUCC
This is a messenger RNA of Darwinula stevensoni, 7080 nucleotides long. The record is from the annotation of a GenBank genome assembly. NCBI's taxonomy places the organism in Eukaryota, Metazoa, Arthropoda, Ostracoda, Podocopida, Darwinulidae.